Molecule: messenger RNA, 1484 nt
Organism: Punica granatum (pomegranate)
Lineage: Eukaryota; Viridiplantae; Streptophyta; Magnoliopsida; Myrtales; Lythraceae
Source: RefSeq, a predicted model, not a curated record
UCCCUGCCAAGUCCCAUUUUUUUUCUCUCUCCAUCCUUAUUAUUUAUAUAACCCAACCCCCACUUUCUCCCUUUCCCUCAUUCAUCAUUUCAUCAUUUCAUCAACCCAUCUCCUCUCUCUCUACACUUUCUCUCUCCAAGCCAUUUUCUCUCCCUCUCUCUCUAGAACCAGAGCAGAGCAGAGCAGAGCCUUAUCAACAACAGCAUCCAACAGCCGUCCGGUUGAUCCUUCAAACGUAAUACUUUCCUCCUCAGACUAACGAUGGUAGACAAGGAUGACUUGGGGCUGUCUCUGAGCCUGAGCUUCCACCAGAGCAGCUGCUGCAGCCACCAGCAGCAGCAGCAGCAGCAGCAGCCUCCACCUCUGCAGCUCAAUCUCAUGCCCUCCCUGGUCCUUUCCUCCACUCCUUCUCCUUCGGGCUUCGCCUCCUUAGCAGAUCGGAGCUCCGGCGAGGCCAGGUCGUUCCUCCGGGGGAUCGACGUGAACAGGCUGCCUUCGACAGAGGACUGCGAGGAGGAAGCAGGGGUGUCCUCUCCCAACAGCACCAUCUCGACGGUCUCCGGUAAAAGGAGCGAGAGGGAGACCAACGCCGAGGAUCUGAUCGCGGAGAAUGAGAGGGCCUCCUCGCGGGGCAUCAGCGACGAGGAGGACGGCGACACCUCAAGGAAGAAGCUGAGGCUGUCCAAGGACCAGUCGGCUAUCCUCGAGGAGAGCUUCAAAGAGCACAACACUCUCAACCCGAAGCAGAAGCUCGCGUUGGCCAAGCAGCUCGGGCUGCGGCCCAGGCAGGUGGAGGUCUGGUUCCAGAACAGACGGGCAAGGACCAAGUUGAAGCAGACCGAGGUCGACUGCGAGUUCCUCAAGAGGUGCUGCGAGAACCUAACCGAGGAGAACCGGCGGCUGCAGAAGGAAGUGCAGGAGCUGAGGGCGCUGAAGCUCUCCCCUCAGUUCUACAUGCACAUGACCCCGCCAACCACCCUCACCAUGUGCCCCUCGUGCGAGCGGGUUGCAGUCCCCCCCGGAGCGUCCGACCCGAGGUCGAUUUCCGUCGUCCCAGCGCAUCCAAGGCCCGUUCCAGUCAACCCUUGGGCCGUCCCAGCUGCACCCCAUGCUCCAUUCAAUGUCCUCCGCCCCAGGUCGUGAUAAGCCGAUCCCGGGAGGGCGAGUUGGUCCUUGCACUGUCAUUCAUCCUCAUCUUAGGGAAGACUAUGUAUGGAAAACGAAUGUGUACUUUACAAGGAUAAGGGUCGAAGACAAUGGUUGUUAGGGAGAAACAUGAUUUUGGUGGGUCUUUUAAUUUCUUAAUCAAUAUAUAGGAGGACCUUAUAGUUAGAGUUAGGGGCAAAUUAUUGCUAUUAAUUGCUCUCGAUGCAAAAUCUUAGGCCUUAUUAAUCCAUCCAUUGACUAAUCUUUCUAUGCUCUUUGUUCGUGUAAUUGAACCCUGAAUCACAAUAUGAUCGACUCAUCAUACGGUUAUUUUGAAA